UGCACCGCGCCUCUCCGGUUCCCUCCUUCGCAGCCAUAUUACUUUCAAAAUCCCGGCCGCCAUCCGUCAAUUCCGCUGCCGCCGUCAUCUCUCUCCGAGAAAUCCAACCGAGUGAAAUUUGAUAGUAUUUUGUUCUUUAAGUGUAAAAAUCGAACUUUGAUAGGAAAAGAGAAUGGGUGUCGAAUUAGCAGCUGAGCAAGCUAGGAGCUAUGGAGACUUAAAGGAUGAUGUUAAUAUCACGGACUCGGAGUUGGAUAAGAGUGUCAGAAAUGCUCUCAAACAUGCUCUUGAGGGUGAUUAUGACAGCUAUAACCAUCUUGUUGGGACGAUGCAUCAUAGUGAACGCUUACACCCUGACGAGGUGGCUCUACUUGAGACGUGCUUGAAAUCUUUAAGGGGGGCAGUUUCUUGUAUAGAUGUUGUUCACCACCGAUCUCUUCUUGCAGCUAUCUUUGGAAUGAGCUUGUGGAACUACGACACUCAUGUCAUGGAUGCUUUGGUUGGACUAGUUACAUCCUUGGCUGCAUCAAGUCCACAAUAUGUUGAUUUGUGCUUGGAUAUGCUAGUGAGCAAUUUUCUGCCUCCUUAUUCUUUCUUGGAGUUACUGAAGCAGCCGCGUGGCAUUAUAAGAAAGGAUCAAGUACUUGAUCGUGUGCACUCAACUUUGAAAGAUAUAGCCCAUUUAGUUCCUCUUUCCCCUUUGAGACUAGAAAAAGUUGUGAGGGAAAGAAUGCCCAAUAUAUAUACAAAAGAACCUUUGAUCGUGAUGUAUGUUGAGAACAUGUUAAGAUUGGAGAGUGGUGUAAUAGGUGAACUUGUUGGGAGCACAAUGCUUAUGGCAGUCGUAGAUAGGCUAAUUGAUUUGGAUGUGGAGAUAGCUUGGGAUGACAUUUUGCAAGAUGAUUUCAGCAAGGGCAUUUUCCAGAUGGAGCUAGAAGGUCUUGAGGGGCCUGCAGAUGAUGAUGGUGAUGAGCUUCAAAGGAACGAUUGGAUAGAAAGGUUUUUUGGCGGAAACCUGGUUGCUGAAAAGCUGGAUAGCUUGAUGGUCCUCGUAUUUGGACACCUUAAAUCCUCGUAUGAAAAUGGCCGUUUGGAGCAAGUUUUUGACACACUCCUUCAGUCAUUUCACAAAACAGUCUUGACAGUAUACAAAUCAAAAUUUGCCCAGUUUGUGAUGUUCUAUGCGUGUUCGUUAGAUCCUGAUAAUUGCGGAACAAACUUUGCAGUUACCCUUGUAAAUAUAUUUGAGGGCAGUUCUUACCCGGAAUGGAGAAUGAGUGCUGUUGCGUAUCUUGCCAGUUACUUGUCUCGUGCAAAGUUUGUCUCUGCCUCUUUUGUUGUCAGUGUCUUGGAAAGACUUGUAAAUUGGUGUUCUGAUUACUGCAAGAAUCAGCAUGGUGAAAGCAAUCCCAAAGCUCAUAAAGUUUUUUAUGCUGGUUGUCAGGCCAUUAUGUAUGUCCUUUGCUUCCGUAUGAGAUCAAUAGUGGCUAUCCCUCGACUCAGAUCACAACUAUUUCUUCUGCGGAUAGAUGAUAUUUUGAGGCAUCCGCUUAACCCAUUGAAGGUUUGUCUGCCAUCAAUAGUUGAAGAGUUUCUUCGGGUGGCCAAAUCGUCUCAUUUGUUUAAUGUGCCUCAGAACUUUGUUUCUGAUGGCCUACUGGAAUCAGAACUUUCGAUGACCUUUGGUGGUUUAGAUAGGCUCGACAUGUUUUUCCCAUUUGAUCCAUGUUUGCUGAAGAAAUCUGAUAGAUUUAUCCGGCCAAACUUUGUGUACUGGUCGAUGGUCAGAAGUACUUACGAAGAAGAAGAAGAUGAUGAUGAUGAUGACGAUGAUGAAGGGAACAGUGAUGAAGAUGUUGCUGAAGUUAGCAAUGCUAGUAAUCGGGCGAGAAUGGUUGAUGAUGUUGGUAGGAGUAUUGAUGAGGAAGAUUCUGAUAUUGAUGAAGAUUUUGAGUAUUCUCUAAACAGAAUGUCUAUAACGCCUAAAAAUCCAACCGCCUUUUGGUUAGGAGGUAAAUUAAGGGACAGUGUGCAGAUGCCCUCCAGAAUCAGACCGUCUACAAGUCCAGAGUCCUUGUGAUACCCUGUUUUGCUUGCUCAAGAAUCUUGACGUCGUAAUAGCGGAAGAAUACAAUAAUAUCAAUUUUGCUAGAGCCGUGACUGCGCUUCACUUGGCCAGCCGGGAUCCGCCUUUUGUUGCUGUAUACAUCCUUGUACCCACCACCGCCCAAGGGAUCAGCCAGUGUGGCAACAUGUGGCUGGCUUACUGAGGUUUCUGUAGCCAUUACAGAAAUUGAUUGUAAUUUAGUGGUCUAUUUACUAGUAUAAGAAAUUGAUUGUAAUGUCGUGAAAUGUACUUGGAAAAAAAUCACCAUUAAUUAAUUAAGGGCAAAUUAUUCCAGUGGCCACUAAA
This is a messenger RNA of Coffea eugenioides, 2413 nucleotides long. RefSeq names its product RNA polymerase I-specific transcription initiation factor RRN3. The transcript has 16 exons. NCBI's taxonomy places the organism in Eukaryota, Viridiplantae, Streptophyta, Magnoliopsida, Gentianales, Rubiaceae. Bases 173 to 2080 code for a protein of 635 amino acids. Gene Ontology annotation, biological process: transcription initiation at RNA polymerase I promoter. The record is from RefSeq and is a predicted model, not a curated record. Gene Ontology annotation, molecular function: RNA polymerase I core binding; RNA polymerase I general transcription initiation factor activity. Gene Ontology annotation, cellular component: nucleus.